AGUCGCUGACCGUAUUUCGCGGCGGAUUUCCCUUUUCGCUACACAUAUAUGUGCGUGCCUGUACGCUCUCACAAAGCACCUAGAUACUUAUAUGCAUACAAAUAGGCAUUCACUUGUGUGCUUCUUUUCCUAUUGCAUCUCGCUCCACGCAGCAUGACAGCGCCCCACUUCACUGGGUCGAAAGCGGAGAGCGGCGAGUCACCGUCCCCGGCGGUGGGGUCGGUGGAGGAAAGGGCAUCUCCGCCUCCUCCACGGACGGCGGCAGAUGGCGGCAACGUGGGCGAGACAACGGACGACGUUGUCGUGUACCACUACGACGAUGACGGCGACGAUGAUCCGCCGGCCCCCAGUGGAUGGGGGGCGUUAGCGAACAGAAAUGUAUCCCGCGUACUUGUGUUUUGCUUCCUCGACGGGGCCUCGCACAGCAUCUGGCGGCAGGACCCUUUCCAGGUGCUGGUGAAGCAGCUUGGCGGUGAUGAAGCCGUGGGGUGGAUGGCCGGCUUCGCUGGUAUUACGCAGAUGUUGGCGGCUGUCGUGGCGGGCUACAUCGGCAACACCGUGAAGCACGAGACGGUUCUUCGCUUUGGGUCCAUUGUCGGCUUUAUCACGAUCGCCAUCGCCAUGCUGGCCGCCGCCAACCUCAAUCUGAUCCUGUUUUACAUCUCGCAGGCGCUCUGCGGCGUCUACGCGGGCAUCUCGGCCACCACGAUGGAGGCCCUCUUCGCCGAUAGCGUCGCCACCGGCCGCCGUGCGUUCGUGUACAACCUGAAAUGGAUGGACCAGGUUCUGUCCGGCUGCGUCGGCCUCAUCAUCUCCAUCGCCGUUCUCUUCCACCUCGGCAACAAGUGGGAGGCGUCGGCGCUGGUGAAGACGAUGUUCGUGGGCAUGUGCCUCCACCCAGUUGCCAUGGCGAUGCUGUGGACGUUGCGGGACAAGUACGCGCUGAAGGACGACGAGGAAGCAAACUACGGCGACACCGAUGCCGGGAAGACGGCUGUCGUUCUCACGGAGCUGGAAAGCUGCGGCGGCGCGGAGAUGACCGGCGGUGACCGGCGGGUGCACAAGUCCGCCUUACAGGUGGCGCUGAUGCACAACGGCCUGCACGACGAUGACGACGCCGAGGAAGAGGAGGCGGAGGCGGAGGUGAACCGCCCAGGCACCGCUGCGGCCCGCACGGCGGCAACGGAAGACACGCCGUGGAGCAGCGGGAUGGGCCGUCCCUUGGCCAUGCGGCGCAGCGGACAGACAGAGGAAGAGGACGGCAGCGGCAGGCGCGUGCAUUGGAGCCCGGCGCCGCCCGCCGUGACUAGCUCCCCCGCACCCGGCAGCCCGCCCUCCUCCCCCUCCGCCGCCGCCGCCGCCGGCACCUCUCCGGCAUCCGGUGCCGCGACUCCGGGCGGCCGACUGCCACGCAGCACGCGCCACAAGGCGGUCCAGACGCGGCUUGAGGAGGAGUGCGCGGCUGCCAAGCAUGCCUUCCGCACCAACUUACUCGCCGCCCGCGGCAACUACGUUAAGCAACUGGGCUACACGGUCUCCUACUUCACCAGUGUCAUCGUCACGUGGGAGGCGGUGCCGUACCUCGUGUGCCUCGUCGACUUCCUGGUCGCCUUCGGGUCCGGGAUGACGAUGCGUUACAUGUCGCUCUUCUUUGUAGAGGACUACAAGACCUCGCCCGUCACGCUACUCACCGCCUCGCUGCUGAUCUCUCCCUUGACCGCCCUCAUAUCCUUCUUGGUGCAACGCGGCGGCGAUUUCUACGUAGGACGGCUGCCGUCGACCAUCAUUGUGCGUCUCAUCGGCACGACGUUGCUGCUGCUCAUGGGCACCACCACCCUGCCGCUGAACAUCAUGCUACCCAUUUACAUCUUCCGUAACGCGCUCAUGAACUCCACGGCGGGCGUGACGCGCAGUGUGAUUAUGGACUGCGUCCGCAAAGAAAACCGGGCGAAGUGGUCCGCCUUUGAGAGCUUUUCCUCCUUCACGUGGUCUGGCAGCGCGGUCUUUGGUGGCUACAUCGCGGCCGCCCACGGCUACAAAGGCACCUUUGUCAUUACGGCGCUGUUCCACUACUGCUCCCUGGCGGUGAUGGUGCCCGGCGCGAUUGGCGCGCUGCCGGUGGAGAAGGAACUGAUUCGGACCAACCGCACCAAACGGCACGCGUCGUGCUUGACGGUGACGGUGGCGGUGUGCGUCAUCUUGGCCAUUGCGUCCUGCUUCUACGCGUGGUUCAGCAGCGAGGUGGCAAAGAGGGGUUGGUAG
Messenger RNA from Leptomonas pyrrhocoris, 2262 nucleotides. RefSeq lists its product as hypothetical. NCBI's taxonomy places the organism in Eukaryota, Euglenozoa, Kinetoplastea, Trypanosomatida, Trypanosomatidae. The record is from RefSeq and is a predicted model, not a curated record. The transcript has a single exon. Gene Ontology annotation, biological process: transmembrane transport. The coding region runs from base 154 to 2262 and encodes 702 amino acids. Gene Ontology annotation, molecular function: transmembrane transporter activity.